CUGAGCUGAGAUCAAGAGUUAGACUCUAGAGCCACCCAGGUGCUCCUUUGUCAUUAUUCUUUUAAAAACCAUGCACGCAUAGGGUCAUUUUCUUACAUGCAUCUCAAUGUAUGUACGUACACAUGUGUAGAGAUUGGAGCGGGCAUUGAUUACUUAAGGCUGCCCGGAAAACGAUCCCAAUGACACCCAUGAUGACAACGACAAUAGGACAAGAGUUAGCACUCAUGAAGGGCUGAGUAUGUAACAGGUGAUCUUUUAAAUGCUUUGCAUAUAGGAUCUCAUUUAAUCCCCCCCAAAAACUAACUCCGAAGUAGAAACUAUUGUUGCCUUUGUUUUACGAUGAAGAAACUGAGGCAUAGGGGAUUAAGUAAUAUGCUCGUGUACACAGAGCUAUGUAAGCAGCUGGGCUGGGGUCCAAACCCAGGAGUCUGACCCCGGACCCCUCACUCUUCUCCACUUGGUUAGAAGAUCUGUACAGACUCCCCCCCCCCCCCCCGCCCCGCCCAAACUUGUCCUGAACUUACCUUUAGCUCGUUAUAAUAAGAUCACCCCCUAUGGCUGGAAUUUUCUGCCAUUUUUUGGACAUAAUCUAUGCACUAGCAUGUGGAUGGGCUUGGUCUGAGCAAUUGAACCGAAAUGCCCAAGUAAUAGAAUAUGUAUAAAUUCCUUAAUGUAUAUGCAAGCUCCUUGCCCCUGCCCCCUAAUACACUGAAUAAAAGCUUCCUGUCCUCACCCCACGGAGAGACGGUGCUUUGAGAGCGAUCUCCCUGUCUCCUUACUUCCAUCAAGUAAUCAAAAGUUCUUUGCUCUCAAACACUUCCUUGGGUUGUGUUCAAUUUAAUGCACCCCAGGCAGCACCCGCCCCGCCCCGAAUUCAGUCACUGUACUGCCUCCCAGACACACAUGCUCGUGUGUGUGAUUGAGGCUGAGAGAAAUUUUUCCACGAAGGAGGGCUUCCCAGCAGAGGUUUCUGGUUAGCAUUCCGAAGCAGUGAAAAAGACUUGCGUUCAUAUUAAGCAUUUGUGUUUUCAGUUCGACGAUGAGUUUAGAAAAUGAAUAUAAACAUAUUCAGCAUCAUUGGGAUAGCCACCUUAUAGCCCAACAACUGUAAAUGUAAGAAGUACAUCCUGAACAAUUACAUUUACAUUUACAAGUCAUUAAUAACAAUUGAAGCUCAACACCAGGCUAAUAUAUAUAUACAACACCAGGCUCUGGGAUUUUUUUUUCCGUUAAGAGGGUUCCACGUAUUAAAUUUGACUAACACUAUUCUUGUUGUUCUAGAAAUGAGAUGACCAGCUCUUUCAGAAUAUACAGCAACUGCCUCCAGCUAAGCAGUGCCCGGUUUAGGAGAUUUACGGUAAAAGCCAUGUUUCCUAGGAGGUCAGUACAAAAAGCCAGACUUCUACUGGCAGUUUCUGGGAGAGAUCAGCUUUCCAUCCAACGCAGGGGUCUACCUUUCCUCUGGGAAAUGUUUAUAAUAGAAAAGGCUCAACUGGGAUAUCUAUCAGCUUCUCCUGUACCUCUGGUGCGUAGUGGGGUUGACAACGGGCAAGGAUAGAAUGAGCUGGUCAUCUCAGGAUCAUGGAAAACCUGGACCCGAGGCUCAGGAAUGCCCCCUAUUUUCGUUGUGAGAAGGGAGACAGUUCUGUCCCCGUGUGCCAAAAGUGCGAAACAUGUGUCUUGGCUUGGAAGAUCUUCUCUACCAAAGAGUGGUUCCGGAGGGUCGGAGAGGUGCCCCAGAGGAGGUUUCUAGUGAGCAUCCUGGAGCAGCUGGAUAGCUUCUAUUUGCUGCACUAUUUUCAGAAUAUCCUUCAGACCACGCAGGGGAAGGAUUUCAUCUACAGCCGGUCCCGGAUCAACCUCAGCAGGAAGGAGGGGAAAAUCGUCAGGUCUUCCUUGAACCAGAUAUUGGAUAAAACCGUAAAACAGAAGAUGAGGGAGAUUCUGUACUGGUUUGGGAGAAGCACCCACCGGACCAAGGCAAAUUACACGCUCUUGCUGCUGCAGAUGUGCGACCCCAAGCUACUGCUCAUGGCUGCCAAUGUCAUCAGAGGUCUGUUUCUGAGACAGCAGAACAGUGUCGCAGGCCUCGAUCAAGACACUAGUGAUGUGUUUUUCUUUCCUGAGAAAGACGACAAUGCGCAGUGUGAGACCUCAGAUGUUUUCUGGGCAGCUAGCACCAAGAACGCAUCCUUCCCUUCGUCCAGAGCUUCAGAAAAAGAAAAGUCGCUUGAAAACAUGGGAGUUGAGGCAUCUAAUACUGAAGCACAAUGGGAGAGUUCGAUCCAGUGUAUUUCCGAGAUGAAUAGGCUGUUUUCCAGAAAAGCAGACCUGUCGAAGGCGGAAUACACCCCCUCCGAUCUGUUGGUUGAUUUGGAUGUCGUCAAAGACCUGUCUUCCGGGGUUAGCAAAUACCGGGACUUCAUCCAUUACCUGCCCAUCCACCUCUCCAAAUAUAUUCUAAGUAUGCUGGAUAAAAACAACCUGAACAGGUGUGCCUCCGUGAGCCAGCACUGGGCCAUGCUGGUGCAGCAGGUCAAGAUGGAUCUGUCGAUGCAUACUUUCAUUCAGAGCCAUAUUACCUUCUUGCAGGGAUCCUACACAAAAGGAAUUGAUCCUAAUUAUGCCAACAGGCUUUUUGUCCCGGUUCCUAAAAUAACCGAUAACGGGAAGUGCAUGCGUGUGAAAAAUCAGAAAUGGAAACUGAGAACAAAGAAUGACUACAACCUGUGGGCCGCAUACCAGAACCAGGAAACUCAGCAGGUCCAGAUGGAGGAGAGAAAUGUCUUCUGUGGGACUUAUAAUAUCCGCAUUCUCUCUGACACGUGGGAUCGAAACAGAGUCGUUCACUAUUCCGGGGGAGAUUUGGUUGCAGUGUCAUCCAACCGGAAGAUCCAGCUUCUAGAUGUCAUACAAGUAAAGGAGUUACCCAUUGAGUUCCGUGGCCAUGCUGGCAGUGUCCGCGCCCUCUUCUUGUGUGAGGAGGAGAACUUUCUACUAAGCGGGAGUUAUGACCUAAGUAUCAGAUCCUGGGAUCUGAAAAGUGGGGCUUGUAUACGAAUCUUCAAUGGCCACCAGGGGACAAUCACUUGCAUGGAUUUAUAUAAGAACAGGCUCGUAUCUGGAGCAAGAGAUUGCCAGGUGAAAGAGUGGGAUGUAGAGACAGGGAAGUGUCUGAAGACAUUUAAACACAAAGACCCCAUCUUGGCCACCAGGAUCAAUGACACCUACAUCGUGAGCAGCUGUGAGCGGGGCUUAGUCAAAGUGUGGCACAUUGUCAUGGCCCAGUUGGUAAAGACUCUCAGCGGCCAUGAGGGAGCCGUGAAGUGUCUGUGCUUUGACCAGUGGCAUCUCCUCUCAGGAAGUACUGAUGGCCUGGUCAUGGCCUGGAGCAUGGUGGGAAAGUAUGAGAGGUGCCUCAUGGCCUACAAGCAUCCAAAGGAGGUGCUCCACGUGGCUCUUGUCUUCCUCCGGGUCAUCAGUGCCUGUGCAGAUGGCAAGAUCCGCAUUUACAAUUUCCUCAGUGGGAACUGUCUGAAGGUGAUGAAAGCCAACGGCAGAGGUGAUCCUGUGCUGUCCUUCUUUAUUCAGGGCAACAGGAUGGUGAUCAACACGGAGAGCAAUAUUCUCAUGUUCCAGUUUGAGAAUAUAAAGUGGCAGUACUCCCUGGACCAGGCCAAACAAAAGAAGAAGGAUAAAGAGGAGGACUGGGAAGAAAAUGGCCUCACAGAAAUCCCCUCCAGGUCUAGCAUUCAGGCUUUCAGCCUGAGGGACUCGAUGUCCAGUAAACAAACUGUGGCCCAGGAGUCCCUGUUAAGUAAACCAUACAGGUCACGAGUUCUCCUGAGGGCCGCCAGGGUACCUACAGAAGUGUUAUUAGAGGGACCUCCAAGUCAAGGAAGGUCAAAAUCACCCCAAAGAGAUGGCAAGAAGAGAGCGAGUCCUCUUUCUAAGGAAGCAAAAUCCCUCGCAGGACAUACAACGAACGAGGAUGAGGAGAAACUACCACCUGGAGACUUGAUCAAGCACUCAAAGAAAAAGCGUUGGCAAAUCCCUAUGUCGGCGGACCAGUUCCUUCUGACGGUUAAUGCCCUGCAGCAAGUCCAUAAUUCAGGGGAGUUUGCCUAUCCCCGGAGGCCCCAAACCCAAGUCAUUGAUGCCUGGGGACCUUCAAUUUCACACCCAAGGAAGGUCCUGAGUUUCAAAGGAAAAUCAAUCCAACAGGCAGUUGAUAGGUUGAGGUGGAGUAACCCUCCCAUUGACGUGAAGCAAACCAGUGUUCCCUUGGAGACCCAGAAACUGCAGCCCAACCUGAAGAACUCUUUGCACAGUCCCCGAGUCCAGUCCACUAUACCCCAGCCUGCGAUUAUCUGCCCCAGAUUCGCAGUCGCCCUCAAGGAUGAAGGCCAAGAGACCGGCUCCAUCAACAGGACAGUGCGCCCCUGCAGCCCGUUAACCAGCCUGCAGGUAAUUAAACCGAACCGCAUGCUGGCUCCACCCGUGGACAGGAGAACCAAGUCUGUCAAGAAAGAACGACCUCGCUUCUACACGACCCUUGAUCCCUUUAGAAUGAACACCAAGUUCAUGUUGUUGACCGUAAAGGAGGAGAAGGAGUAUGGGGAAGCCAAGAUGAAGGAGUUUCAGGCCAGAAAGCCCAGUGAAGUGGUCAAUCCAGAAAAAGCCCGCAGAGCUGCCUGGAUCAGGAAGAUCAAAGGCCUGCCGAUAGAUCACUUCAUGAAGCAAGGAAAAACAGCAGCCCCGGAACUUGGACAAAACGUGUUUAUCUGAACCAGCCUUGGGAAAUGAACGUCUUACAAUAAACAGAGAACCCAAAUGGAUGUUGGUGUUUGGCCUUUUGUUUUGCCUGUUUGUUGGUUUUGAGCUGUCCCUUGGCAAUGUGGGGAUUCGUAAUUAUCUUCCUAUAAGCCAAAGAAUUGAUAUGAUCGAAUCAAGAAAACAGAGGCAGGGGUCGGGGGGGGGGGUUGUUGCUGGGAGAGAUUGGCAUUUGUAUUCCCACAGAAAACCAUUUAAUGAAACGUGAAAGCCCAGCUUCACUGGUGGGUGAUGGGAAAGUGAUCUUUGGAAAUUAAAUACCACCCAUCACCACCAAUUUGGUGCUAUCAUUCUGGUAGCAAAUGAACUGAUGGGAUUGUAUCAGAAGAAUGCAUUGGAAUUCCCUGGUAUUUUUGCACCAAAGCCUGAUGAAGCUCAAUGACUUCAGUUAAGAAUCUAAAAGAAGCCCUCAGUGGGGUUGACCUAUUGCAUUUGAGAAUGUUAUGUGUUCUUUUCCUUCUCAGGGCUAACUCCUAUGGAAAAGAAUUAAACAUAUUCAUCUUUUCUUCAAAGAGGAACACUAAUAUCAAGUGUGUUGAUGUUUCCACCUAGACCUCCCAAGGAUGGUGUCAGGGACCAGGCAGGUAAUUGAAAAGAGUACAGAACACCAUGGGAGCUAUGGCCCAUCGGAGAACUCAAGCCCUGUCCAAACGGGCAGCUUCUCCUCAGUGGCUCAGCAUGACCAUAGGAUGGUGUGGGAUAAUAAAAAAUAUAUAAGGGUCUCUGCCCCCAGUUCCUGGCACAGAGCUUCUGAAACCCUUAUACAUUUCUAACUGAUAUGACCACUAGGAUCAUCUUUUGUUUUAAUGAGGGGACUCAGAGUGGGCUCCUGGAUGGCUCCUGCCUGGGGGCUGGUCACCAAAAGGACCAAGGUAGGAUUAGAAGCUUGGAAAUUUUAGCCCCACCCCCCAUGCUCCAGACGGAGUUAAUGGAGUUAAUGGAAGUGGAGUUAAUGAUCCAUCAUGCCUACGGUGAUGAAACCUCCAUAAAAAUCUCAAUAGCAUGGAGUUCAGAGAGCUUCCAGGUUGGUGAACACAUCCAUGUACUGGGUGAUGCACCCCAACUCCAUGAACCCUCCCAGACCUGGCCCUGUAUGUGUCUUUAUCUGGUUGUUCGUCUCUAUCUUUUAAUAAACUGGUACAUGUAAGUAAGUGAGUAAGUGUUUCCCUGAGUUCUGUGAGCCCCUCUGGCAAAUUAAUUAAACCCAAGAAGAGAGUCAUUGGAACCUUCAAUCUAUAGCCUGGUCAUUGGAUGGAGCCCGGGUAGGCUCUGUGCUCAGUGUGGGGUCGGCUUCAAAUUCUC
Zalophus californianus (California sea lion) is the source of this 6135-nucleotide messenger RNA. It is a transcript of the gene FBXW10B, whose product is annotated as CMT1A duplicated region transcript 1. The transcript has 14 exons. The record is from RefSeq and is a predicted model, not a curated record. Bases 1582 to 4788 code for a protein of 1068 amino acids. Gene Ontology annotation, molecular function: protein binding. Lineage: Eukaryota; Metazoa; Chordata; Mammalia; Carnivora; Otariidae.